This is a messenger RNA of Aspergillus melleus, 930 nucleotides long. RefSeq lists its product as uncharacterized. The coding region runs from base 1 to 930 and encodes 309 amino acids. NCBI's taxonomy places the organism in Eukaryota, Fungi, Ascomycota, Eurotiomycetes, Eurotiales, Aspergillaceae. The record is from RefSeq and is a predicted model, not a curated record. The transcript has 2 exons.
AUGAAGUUCCUCUCGUCCCUUUUGCUGCUCCUGGCGGGUGUCGACGCAAUCAAUACUCAUCCUGUGGCCGCGGAGCAGUUUACGCGUGAGCUGGAGGUAGCCAGUCCCAACCCGUCUGGGCUUGCGCUGCGUGAUCUCCAACAAAGAGCACCGAACUGCAGGCGCAUAGAUCAUUUCAUCUCCAGAAUCACAUCGGUCAAAGCCCAGAUUGCCUUCGUUACCUUCGGCCCCGAAGCCGCCAAGUACAUUUGUCGCGCCAUAACACAUGAUGACCCCUCGUGUGAUGACUGGGCUCAGGGAAUCAGAUACGCCCUUGGACUCAUCUUUGCAAUCUUUGGCAAAGACGGCGCAGAGCCAGCAGUUCGUCCUGAUAGCCCAGCUCGCAGAAUAGAUGCAAAGAGCUAUCUGAACAUUGCUACCAGUGCUUUAAAAGAAAGCAGCUUGCAAUUUGCCAGCAUCGAGGCGGACGAUAACUUGUCCGGCAUCGAGAAGCGGUCCUCGGAUGAGCCAGAUCUGGUCGAGAGAUUCCUUAUCCGCGGCUUGUACCAUGCUGAGCUAGGCAGCGAUGCGACGAAUAUCUGGGUCAACCAUUACAGUAAUGGCGACAACACCCUGCAAAUUGCUCCGGAGGAUGGUCAGCAGGACGGCAACUCUACUCUGACCAGGCGCUGGGAUAAGCCUGGCUUCAAGAUUGCUUACACCACGAGAAAGAAGUCGCCACUCAAUGAGCAGGACUCCCUGAAGAUGGCUAGACAUAUUAGUUUGAAAUGGCAGAGCAUGACUCUUGGAAAUGAUAUCUCGGAGUUCAUUGGGUUUGUGGAGACAGGCCACACGGCGAACUUCUAUUUCCGCAUUAUUCCUGAACACAACGGCUACGGGUUGAACUACGAGAGUGUCGAUGUCUGUGGCGGUAUGGCGGGGAUGUUAUAA